CAUGACAUCAUUUUAUUGCGUCGGUAUUCUUCGUCGGGUGUUGACGCAGAAAUAAAAGGCGAACCGAAGCGAACAAAUAAAACUGGUUUGUUAGAAACUUUAAGAAUUACCUGAAAACAGCUGUCUCGUGGAAUUUUACUGAGGGCAUUAAAACAUUGUUUUCUACCGAGUCAAUCAGCGGUCAAAUCUGAAAUGGAGUUCCUAUUUGGAAAGAGAAAGACCCCGGAAGAAAUGCUGAGGCAGAACCAGAGAGCCUUGAAUCGAGCCAUGAGAGAUCUCGACCGAGAGAGACAGAAGCUGGAGCAACAGGAGAAGAAAAUCAUUGCAGACAUCAAGAAAAUGGCUAAACAGGGCCAGAUGGAUGCAGUGAAGAUAAUGGCCAAGGAUCUUGUUCGCACCAGGCGCUAUGUCAAGAAGUUCAUCAUGAUGAAGGCAAACAUUCAAGCUGUCAGCUUGAAGAUUCAGACACUGAAGUCCAACAACAGUAUGGCGCAAGCAAUGAAGGGAGUCACCAAGGCUAUGGCAACCAUGAACAGACAGUUGAAGCUGCCGCAGAUUCAGAAGAUCAUGAUGGAGUUUGAGCGACAGAGUGAAAUCAUGGACAUGAAAGAAGAGAUGAUGAAUGAUGCGAUCGAUGAUGCCAUGGGAGAUGAAGAUGACGAGGAAGAAAGUGAUGCAGUUGUCUCCCAGGUAUUGGAUGAACUUGGUUUGAAUCUGUCUGAUGAACUGUCAAACCUACCAUCCACGGGGGGUAGUCUCUCAGUUGCUGGUGGAAAGAAGGCUGAACCGCAAGCAGCGCUGGCCGACGCAGAUGCUGACCUGGAGGAGAGACUUAACAACCUCAGAAGAGACUGAGAGAGAUGCUGUGUAUGGCCAGGUGUUACUACAGAUGUUGCAGUUUCCAAUGUAGUAAAGGAAAUUCCGGCCUCUAAGGAAAAUUUGUCAGAAAAUAUAUUUGUUUCUGAGUAUACAGUUUUAUUAAUGAAACAGUAAUUAUAUAGACUGAUAGCUAAGGGUAGUUUCAAGGGGUUCUUAUGUUCUGUUCUUUGGGUUGAAAAACUUACAUUCAGAGCCUUUUGUGAGCUUAUCUAAAGGCGAUAUAUUCUGCAGAACACCAAAAAGUUUUUGAUUGUGAUAAGUCUUUUUAUGCAAUUUUCUUUUAAUUAAAUUUGAAAUUAAAAUUAGGUUCUGUCUGAAAACACUAUUGAUUGAUGAUGUGAAGCUUAAAUUCACCUAUCCUGUAGCACAGCCUUGUUUUUUAUGAUAUCAAUGUACAUUUAUGAAAGAUUUCAGACUUCUGUGCUGUUCAAUGACAGAAGUAAAGGCCUUCUUUAAGUUGCAGUUUGUACCCCAUGGGAUAUUAUAGUAAUAUAUGAUUUGCUUAAAUGGAGAGGGAUGGUGGUGUUUUUCCUGGGUUUAUAUAAAAACAGCUUUACUGUUUAGGCUUUGUUCUUUGCUCAAUAAACUUUUUCAGACAUUUAAAAAAAAAAAAAAAGCUUCACCCUUUGGUCUGGUAUUUUGAUCACAGAAUUA
Molecule: messenger RNA, 1533 nt
Organism: Anguilla anguilla (European eel)
Lineage: Eukaryota; Metazoa; Chordata; Actinopteri; Anguilliformes; Anguillidae
Gene: chmp2a
Product: charged multivesicular body protein 2A
Exons: 1
Coding region: 193-855 (220 amino acids)
Biological process (GO): endosome transport via multivesicular body sorting pathway; late endosome to vacuole transport; protein transport
Cellular component (GO): ESCRT III complex; multivesicular body
Source: RefSeq, a predicted model, not a curated record